AUGAAGAUUGCUAGAACAGUCACAGACCCGGAUUCUGACACAACCCGAUGGGCUGGAAUCUCGGUCCGUAACUGGCUUCGUCUUCUCGCACCUAUGGCACCCGCUAUCAAAACAUCACUUCGUAAGCGUCUACGGGUGUGCCAUUUCCGACGGCGACGCAACUUUGUAUCUCGUUCGUGUAAUAUGAAAUUCCGAAAUUCUCGAUCGAACACUCGCAUUUUGCCCUUAUCUGAUACGUCGGCUGACGAAAAGUUAGAUCCCGUUUAUCUCGUUGAAAGGAUCAUCGAAAGGAAAUCGAUCAAGGGUCAGAAAUUCUACAAGGUUCGUUGGCAAGGCUUCCCUCCAGAGGCUGACAGUUGGGAACCGGAACAGAACCUAUCAAGUAUCCUAGAUUCCGUUGCUUCGUCUCCUCAAGUGGUGCAUAAUGUGGACUCUCGAGCAGAUCCUCCAAGUGAAUUGCCUUCCGUUGUCACGAAUAUCUCUGAAUCCGUACCGACUUCGCUUUCUGUUCAGCUGGAAUCUAGUUUACGCUCCGAAAAUGUCAUCGGCAUGGAUAGGAAUCGUCCAGCUAAUGAAAGGUCACAUAAAAGGAAGGAUGUUGUCAAGUCUCGUGUCGCUGGUCGUUACGAAUAUGUCCCUAAACACCAGCUGGUUGCAUCAAAAACUAAGUAUUUCGAUGACGUUCGGGAUGGCAAGAUCGAUUUGAGUUCCAAUGAUCUUUAUUCCCGCGUGAAGACACGUCGGCGUGCAAAUGAGGGCUCUUUAUUAGGAAGCAAAGCUCAUCCUUCGCACAACUUCAGCAGCAUUGCUCGCCGGGAAUCUGAACAUGACACAAAUGAGCUAAUCCGAGCGCCGUCGACCACACACUCCUUGAGCCACGAGCUGCACUCUCCUAUGUCGGGUGAUUCUCUCAACGAUUUCCAGUCAACUACCAAUAGUAUUGAGUCUGAACGCCUAUUGGGAAAUUUUGCUGAUCCACCAGAUUCCUUUGUGGGAUCCGUGACCAAUUGUUCGAUCGCAUUAUGCGCUGACAUCGUUUCGGAACCCAUUUCUGCGAACCCACCGACCUGUAUCACCGUUGAUCGAUGGACUUCGUGCGUGACUGAACCACACACAGCUGUACACUGUACGACUGAGUUCGAAUCUACUUAUGUUCAGGCGAUACCAAACAUGGUGGAUGCCUCUGUGUCUCCUUCGAGACCGUUGUGCUACUCGCCUCUUUUGACGAACGACGAUUCCGCCGUGAGUAGUAGCUUUUAA
This is a messenger RNA of Dicrocoelium dendriticum, 1260 nucleotides long. Lineage: Eukaryota; Metazoa; Platyhelminthes; Trematoda; Plagiorchiida; Dicrocoeliidae. The record is from the annotation of a GenBank genome assembly.